CAUAGGCAUGGAAGGAAGCAUAACACAAGAAAACAAUAUUUUCCCUCUCUGAAGAUUAACGAAGUGGUUAUUAGUUAAUGGCGAUUUCUUACGUCCAGCCUCUGCUUCUCCUCGUAUCACUCUUCUUCUUGCCUGCAUUACAUGCCGUUAAUUUCGAAUACUGCAAUAAAAGUGGAUACGAUUUCGGUAACGUCACUCAUGUUAAUAUCUCUCCGAACCCGGUUGGGCCUGAUGUUGGAGAGCUAAGCAUUACGGUUAUCGGUCAUGCAAAAGAAAGCAUCCAUGCUGGAUCUAUAGAGGUUUAUGCUAAAUCUGAGAAUAUUACUGAUCUUCUAAGAAAGCAGCCAUGCACUAUUGAAUCUGGCACCAAAUUUGUUUUACCUCUUUCCGAAGUUCCUAUGGAUAUACUCGAGGGUGACUACAAGUAUGUGGUAUCUUUGCUUGAUGAAAAAGUCGGAGACUCUAAAGAGGCAAAAGUAAGAAUGUGUGUCGACUUCGAUUUACCAACUUCAUCUUCCACAUUGUCAUCUGCUUAGUCAAGUUGGUUGGGUGGAAGAUAUGUUUUCAAGUCUUUAUGUACUCGUGUCUAUCUCUCCUACUUGCAUUUUUCUGUUUUUCUCUGUUGUAACUUGGUUUGGUUUCUAUUAACCGUGAUGUCACUGACUUUCCAUUUUGGAAACAGAAAUAAAUGUGACAACUUGUUGUAACCUGAACCUGAAAAAUCAUAACAAAUGAAAAUAAUGUUAUAAAUUUGAUGAUAUAUCUAAAAAUGAUCGUUAUAAAAAUACAUUGACAGUAUUUUUUGGUUAGUACCA
Brassica oleracea var. oleracea is the source of this 815-nucleotide messenger RNA. RefSeq lists its product as uncharacterized. Lineage: Eukaryota; Viridiplantae; Streptophyta; Magnoliopsida; Brassicales; Brassicaceae. The transcript is spliced from 4 exons. Gene Ontology annotation, molecular function: sterol binding. Gene Ontology annotation, biological process: sterol transport. The coding region runs from base 78 to 536 and encodes 152 amino acids. The record is from RefSeq and is a predicted model, not a curated record.